Molecule: messenger RNA, 4919 nt
Organism: Anopheles funestus (African malaria mosquito)
Lineage: Eukaryota; Metazoa; Arthropoda; Insecta; Diptera; Culicidae
Gene: SPoCk
Product: calcium-transporting ATPase type 2C member 1
Exons: 9
Coding region: 747-3449 (900 amino acids)
Biological process (GO): intracellular calcium ion homeostasis; calcium ion transmembrane transport; manganese ion transport
Cellular component (GO): endoplasmic reticulum; plasma membrane; Golgi membrane
Molecular function (GO): ATP hydrolysis activity; ATP binding; P-type calcium transporter activity
Source: RefSeq, a predicted model, not a curated record
GGAAGGGAUUUUGACAGCUGUGGUUUUGAGGCACCCUGUACUACCGUACUGCUGUUGUUCCACAACAACACUUUGCCGUGUUGUUUGGAAAACGGGUUAAACAAUACGCAAGCACGGUGAAAAACUUGCCCUACUGGAAUGAAGGAAAAAUACACAUCCUGGGAAACCAGAUUUUAGUGAAGAAGUACCACAAAAUACGUAGGAAGUGAUAGAAAACACGAAAGCAACAUACGAACAAGAACUAGGGGUGUUUUUCGUUGCAUACAUCCACCCACAAACCACCUCUUGCCGGGCGGUGGGAAGAAGACGACUUUUUUUUUGUUCCCCAUUCGUCCAGUGUUUGUGCCGUGGCAGAAAAGGAGUCAACAUUUGUUUCGCAAUUUUCGCAAGGAUUUGCUAAGAAGGCGAGUUGUUCAGAAUACUCCUUAAUGAUUUUGUGAUAGUGAAAAGCAAAUGUUUGUGAUAGCGUAAGUGAAUGAGCAAUAAAGUGCGUUGUGUUGCCAAAUCAUACAGUGAUAAAGGUGUGUAAUCGUGUUGUCCACGUUUUCCGCAUCCGGUGAUAAACGAAAAACGACCAUCUAGCAGAAGCUGUGUGGAACCGGACAUUCCUGUAGCAUCUUCCUCGGAGGUCGCGUGUUGCUGCACUGAGCGGCGCUAUAGACACCGGUGGUGGUGGUGGUGGCGGCGGUGGUGGUGGUGGAGGAGGAGGUGGAGAUACCACGAACGACACGGACGCGGAAAAGGAAAUGCUCCUGUCGACGGCCGAAUCGUCGGCCUACUCGGCACAGGAGGUUGCUGCCCGGCUACGGGUCGAUGUCCGAACAGGGCUACGAUGGUCGGAGGCGAACAGUCGUUCCAAGAUCGUUGGCUACAAUGAACUGAACGCACUGGACGAUGAGCCACCCUGGAUGAAGUAUGUGCAGCAGUUUAAGAAUCCACUCAUCCUUCUGCUGCUGGGUUCUGCCCUCGUGAGUGCCUGUAUGCGACAGUUUGAUGAUGCGAUCAGUAUCACCAUUGCGAUCAUCAUCGUCGUAACGGUGGCAUUUAUCCAAGAGUAUCGUUCGGAGAAAAGUCUGGAGGAGCUCAAAAAGCUGGUCCCUCCCGAAUGUCACUGCUUACGAGAAGGACGACUAGAAACGUUUCUGGCUAGAAAUCUCGUACCAGGCGAUAUCGUGUAUCUCAACGUAGGCGAUCGCGUACCGGCCGAUAUACGAAUCUUCGAAGCGUUCGAUCUGUCGAUCGAUGAGUCGAGCUUUACCGGCGAAACGGAACCGGCGCGUAAAAGCGUCGAGGUGGUACUGAACGCCAACAACACAAAGAAUCAUGCCAGCAUGAAGAACAUUGCCUUCAUGGGCACGCUAGUUAGGUGUGGUAAUGGAAAGGGUAUCGUAGUUAGCACGGCCGAAAACAGCGAGUUCGGCGAAGUCUUUAAAAUGAUGCAAGCCGAGGAAGCGCCAAAAACGCCGAUGCAAAAAUCGAUGGACAUACUCGGUGCCCAGCUAAGCUUCUACUCCUUUUGCAUCAUCGGCGCCAUUAUGCUGCUCGGCUGGAUACAGGCCAAACCGUUGGUAGAAAUGUUCACCAUUAGCGUUAGCUUGGCCGUGGCCGCCAUUCCGGAAGGUCUCCCGAUUGUAGUGACUGUUACGCUAGCACUCGGAGUCAUGCGCAUGGCCAAACGUCAUUGCAUCGUAAAGAAACUGCCAACGGUCGAAACACUCGGCUGUGUAACCGUCAUCUGCUCGGACAAAACCGGUACGAUCACAAAGAACGAAAUGACGGUCACCGUCAUCAUUACGUCCGAUGGAUAUAUGGCGGACGUGACCGGUGCUGGGUACAAUGACAAUGGAGAAAUUCACAUCCGAGAUUGCAACAGUAUGGAUAAUGCAAAGACCAGCAUUAAUCAGCUGCUAGAAGCGGGUGUCGUUUGCAAUAAUGCGAUCAUCCAAAACGACACACUGCUCGGACAGCCGACGGAAGGUGCACUGCUGGCGGCGGCGAUGAAGAACGGCCAGUAUUCGGCUGCCGAUAAUUUCCUGCGCAUUCAAGAGUAUCCGUUCAGCUCGGAACAGAAGAUGAUGGCUGUGAAGGCGGUGCCAAAGUACGCCAACACGAAGGAGGAGAUAUUCUUCGUGAAGGGUGCAAUCGAGAUGGUAUUGCCCCAGUGUACAAAGUUCUGGUACGGUGGACAACCGAUCGCUUUGAACAAACAGAACGAGGCAGAGUUCUUACAGGAAGCGUACGAAAUCGGUCGGAAAGGACUGCGCGUACUAGCCAUUGCACGGGGCACAUCGCUUCAAGAUCUGGUGUACCUGGGACUGGUAGGAAUUACCGAUCCACCGAGACCGCUGGUACGUGAAUCGAUCGAAAUGCUACGCUCGAGCGGUGUGCUGGUAAAGAUGGUUACAGGAGACUCGCAGGAAACAGCCAUGGCAAUCGCAUCUAAAAUCGGACUUGACAUUGUGCACAUGCAGGCAAUGUCCGGACACGAUAUCGAUCAGAUGAACGAAAUGCAGCUGGAAAAGAUCAUCAACACGGUCAGCGUGUUUUAUCGUGUCACGCCCAAACACAAGCUCGCGAUCGUGAAAGCACUUCAGCAGAACGGCCACAUCGUGGGCAUGACGGGCGAUGGAGUCAACGAUGGUGUGGCGCUGAAGCGUGCCGACAUUGGCAUUGCCAUGGGUAAAAAUGGUACCGAUGUGUGUAAGGAAGCGGCCGAUAUGAUCCUGGUAGAUGACGAUUUCCAUACGAUUAUUGCUGCAAUUGAGGAGGGUAAAGGUAUCUUCUGGAACAUUCGCAACUUUGUCCGCUUUCAGCUAAGUACUUCGAUUGCGGCCCUCUCGCUGAUUGCACUGUCCACGCUAAUGGGCAUCUCGAAUCCACUGAAUGCGAUGCAAAUUCUGUGGAUCAACAUCAUCAUGGAUGGGCCACCGGCACAGUCGCUCGGCGUCGAACCGGUGGAUCAGGACGUGCUGAAACAGAAGCCACGCAACGUCAAACAGCCGAUGAUUUCGAAAUCUCUCAUCAUCAAUGUACUGCUGUCGGCUGGCAUUAUCAUUCUCGGUACGCUGUGGGUGUUUCAGCGCGAGAUGGCUGACGGGACGGGUGUAACGAGCCGCGACACGACCAUGACCUUUACCUGUUUCGUGCUGUUCGACAUGUGGAACGCACUGAGCUGUCGAUCGCAAACGAAGAGUGUGUUUCAGAUCGGACUCUUUACGAAUCGGAUGUUCCUGCUGGCUGUCGGAUUUUCGCUGCUCGGUCAACUACUGGUCAUCUACUUUCCGCCUCUCCAGAUGGUCUUCCAAACGGAAGCCCUCUCGGCGAUGGAUCUGCUCUUUCUCGUUUCGCUCACCUCGAGUGUGUUCAUCGUGUCCGAGCUGAAGAAGUGGUUCGAACGUACCAUGGAACGACGAAUGUACCGCAAGCGAACCGAGCUCGAUUUCGUAUGACAAACGGCUCCCAAAGAUGCUGGAAGAUUGCACAAGGACUAAACGGUAGAAACAUACAACCGGUAAAAACUGUAACCCGACCGAGCAAUGCGAGAGGAAGCGGACCACCAUCCGACGGGUCGUCAGUGAAGACAUGGCGGAUAAUUCGGUUGCGAUGACGGCUGCUACUACCAACUUCAACAACAACAACAACAACAACACCUACCACCGAAGAUAGUAACCAAACGACGACAGUAACAGUAAAUACGGAACGACGACGAAUGACGACGAUCGACAACAAAUUUCGUAAGGCUACAAAGAGAACAACACGGAGCGUUUGUGACAUUGUUUUUUAUUUCGUAUCCGUUUUUUUUGGAACAAACUACUAUUGUUGUAAGCAACAACAUAAAAAAACACACACAUUUUACCACUAUUCAUAUGCCAUACCGAUAAGCGCUGGACCCUGUAGUGGACCUACCUGAAGGAAAUUGAACAGGGUGAAGAGUCUCAACGAUCCAAAAAUUGGGAGAGUUUUGCUAAUAGUGCUCAAACAAAAGGAGGAAGGAAUAAUUGAAGCAUAUUGAAAUCGAAAACGAUAUCCUAAUGCCACUCUAUUUUGGACAUGAUUUCGACUAAUACAGCAAAACUAUAAAUCAUUACGGGAACAAAGUGGAACAUGGUACACUACAUAUUUAUGGCUUGCAUUUGGACACCUGGAGAGAGAAUAACAGACAAUUAGAUGCAGCGUAAAGUGAAGCUACUAGUAAAAGUACAUUGCGAGGGUUUGUUUGUUUUUCAACAAUAGCUUUCAAUACAGAAAGGGAUCUCCUUUUUUGCUAAAACUUUUGUGUACCAACGACUAAAAAGAACAAAGUUAUAAUGCACCAUUUUUGUUUUUAGAGAAUUUAUCUUUUAUCUGUGCAAAUUUAUAAACUUAAACUUAUUCUAUUACGAAAAGAAAUCAACUAUAUUUAUGCUCAAACUCAGACACAAUCUCGCCUUAUGUUAUAGUACUGUUUUGUGCCUUUCUGUUACUUAGAAGCUUAACUUCUGAGCUCUGUACCCGUGUUCCGUUCCUUUGCAAACCAAACCCCGAACAACGGGUAAGUUUUGCGAUUUCUCUUCAUCUUAGAUUAAUGUUUUAUUUUAUCAUUUUCUGCAACAGAACAGAACGGCAUAGGGCAAAGGGAAAUAGAACGGAGAAAGGGGGAAACAAUGAAGAGAUUGAAACAAAGUACACAAGGCUUAUUAUCAUUCGACUAUUCAGUUAAGUAUUACUAAGAGAAGGCCUAGGUACGGUACUGCAUAGUAGCUAAGUAUUUAAAGCGAUUCAGUUUGAUAACAGUCAGUAAUAGGCUAGAGUAAAAGUGGGACACCAUGCAGCUAUACACAGUAGGACGGACGUUGACCGACGCGCCUGAAGGCUGUGCAUUCAGUGACUAUAAAAAGGGUACUAUAAAGAGAAGAACAAAACCUUUAAGUUGUAAAGAA